This is a messenger RNA of Penicillium verrucosum, 708 nucleotides long. RefSeq lists its product as uncharacterized. The record is from RefSeq and is a predicted model, not a curated record. The transcript has a single exon. Lineage: Eukaryota; Fungi; Ascomycota; Eurotiomycetes; Eurotiales; Aspergillaceae. The coding region runs from base 1 to 708 and encodes 235 amino acids.
AUGGAUACGCGGAUAUUUGGUGAUAAGACCCCCGACGAAGUCAAGCUCGAACGAUCUGGAAAGAUUAAUAAUCUCCAAAGAUAUCGCUUGACCCAAGUCUGGGGCCAAAUCCGAAGAGAUAACAUUCAGUCUCCUUUUGACUCGCCUAGAAUUCUUUUUAUAGAGGAAGACCUCCGGGAAGUUGUUCAAGAAGAGAUAUCCAUUAAAGAGGGAACUACCUUGAACAAAGAUGCAAAAGAGAGACUUGAUGCUUUAAAUGCCAAAUACUGGUUCCUAGAGCAAAAGUGGUGGUGUUACCAUUCCUAUCUAACAGACGGGAAUAUGCUAAGAGCGUUUGAGCUAUGGCGGUCCCAUCCUAAAUGGUAUAUGCACCGCUUGCUUGUUGAAGAUUGUGCUCGCCGGCAUGGGUGCUGCGCUCGUGGGUGUGGGUGUUGUCUUAACCGUACGACUGAUCCUACACGUCGUCUUGGAGUUGGGCAUUGUACCUUUGAGUGUGGAUGCUGUCGCAGAGCUCGAGGCUUUGACGUCUCUAAAGAAGAUAAGACAGAAUUAAAAGAACAGCAUCGCAAGGAGAUAAGCAAGCUUGUAAGGCACCGGCUCACACGAGUCGCACUAUGGGGGCUUGUUGGUGACAGCUUCGAGAAUCCGUUUGAUAUGAUUGAUGCACCACCAAGCUAUGGGCAGAUUGCAAAAGAUCGGCUUCUGUAA